Molecule: messenger RNA, 2305 nt
Organism: Teleopsis dalmanni
Lineage: Eukaryota; Metazoa; Arthropoda; Insecta; Diptera; Diopsidae
Exons: 1
Coding region: 369-2018 (549 amino acids)
Source: RefSeq, a predicted model, not a curated record
AAAUGUAUUAUAUAUACAUAAAAUAUCUUAAAAUGUGUAUUAUGUGCAUAUAUAAACCAGAAAUCACUCGGAAUUCAGAAAUCUAUCAGCUUUGAGAGCAGCAGUUGUAGUCGUGUUUGCAGUGUAGUGCGGUACAGCAGUGUCCGUAAUGGCUCUAUACGAAUUUCACUACCAAUAAUCAAAGUUUAAAAGAUGAGCUCUUCAUAGAAUAACAUUUAGUGUCUUAUUGAUUAUUGUUGCACAAUUCAGUGGAUUGUGAUCGCGCGAAUCAACGCUUCAAUAUCUUGUCAGAUUAUUGAGAAUAGCUUUUACAAAUACUGGAUUAAUUUAAGACGAAUAAUAUUAAAAAAAGUUGGUGCAACUAUAAAAUGUUACAGGAUUAUCAAAUUAAACAGGAUCAAACGCGACAAAUGCGUUUCACACGCUCUAAAUUUAGACGUAUUAACUCAUUGGACUUAAUUCCAGAAGACCCAAGUCAAGAGAGUCUAGCCGAAACAAGUGAUAUGGACUCCAACGCAAUUAACAAAGAUGACAGACGACAAUUAAUUGCACAAAAAUCCACACUAUCCAUAUCAAAUGGCAUGCGAAAGGUACUACUUUUUUGGCCAAAUUUGCUACUUAACAUGAUAAUGGUUCUGGUUCGUUUUAUACUCUACAUUCCUUUGUCCAUAGCAGCACCAAGUUUUUGGCUUUCAGCACUACUGUGGAUAUUUUUAAAAUUGGUACGUAUACCCAUUGGGUUAGUGAAAUGGAUUAUAAAUUCUGACGCAGUCUCUGUACAAAAUGCAUCAUCAAAUAAUAAACGUACAAUUCUCAUCAGUUGUGGUAGUACAAUUCAAACAUUGCACUUGGCACGAAAUUUUUACUCAUCAGGUGCUCGUGUUGUUGUAUUUGAGUUCGAUGGUUUAUUUGGACUCGCGCGUUUUUCAACAGCAGUGGAUAAAUUUUAUGUGGUACCUAGACCAUCAUUAAAUAAUGUUGACAGUUACAUAGCUGCAUUAUGUCACAUUAUUAAAAAAGAGAAGCCCACUGUAUAUAUACCUGUUUGUGCCACCAGUCCUGCUUAUUAUGAUGCAUUGGCAAAACCGCAUAUGGAGCUGUUAGGAUGUGCUAGUUUUAUACCUGGACUUGCAGAAACAACUGUAUUGGAUGACUGUUUACAAUUAUAUCAAAAAUGUGAAGCACAAAGUAUACCGCUACCUCCACAUUCACUGUUGUCGUCAAGCAACGAUCUCUGGAAUAUGUACGACAGUGGCUUCAUCAGUAAUUUCCGAAAUAUAUUGGUAGCAGUUGGUGUGCAGGGACUAAUCGAACGUUAUAAAUAUAUUUUACCCAACAGCCGACGUGAUUUCAAAUUUAAUCACGAUAUCAGUGAGCGUAAUCAGUGGUUGUUAGUCAGAGAUUUACCUGGUGAACAUUAUAUAACUUGUACCACAGUAAAGGAUUCUCGAGUAGUAGCGAAUGUCACAUGUAGAGUAGAUCACGAUACUAAAAAUCUACUACCUGUGGGAAAAAUGGAAAGUACCAAUUCAGAAAUAUCGGAAGAGAAUCAAAUUGAUAAAUGGUUAAAAAACUUUUUUGCAAAAAUACGUUUUCAACGUAGCAUUAACGGACAUAUUAGUUUUCGUUUGAUUAAAUGUCAAGGCACGGAAGAGUUUUUACCUUUCGGCGUACGUGUUGGAGUGUCGCUUCCUUACAUCUGCUAUAAUCGAUCGCAUGCACAAAUCCUUUGUCGGACUAUGAAGUGUGUACAUAGAAAGCAAUUCAAUUUGGCUAAUAAUAACCAAGAUGAAUCCACGCUUGCAACAUUUGGUGCGAGCUGGCGUUGGUCCGCUAUUGAAAGACACAGUGCAUUGGCUGCAUUGGAUAAGCGUGAAGCACUAUUUGCGUACUGGGAUCCUUUACCGUAUUGCGCAUACUAUCACUUUCAGCUGCCAUUAGAAUCAGUGAAGAUGUUUCUACAAAGAAGACGGCGUUCAACAAAAAAAUUAUCUCCACGCAUUAUGCCAGUUCAUUGAACUGAUAUUAUUGGAAUUCAACAAUAAACAUGAUAAGUGGAAUCAAGCAUUAGUACUGUUUGUGUGUUAGCUAUAUAGCAACAGAGAAUUAUGGAAAGCAGUAAUUCAAAACAUUUUUAAAAAUAUGUAUAUAUUCAAUUUAUUAAAUAGUCACAAGAAGGGGAAGUAGAAGACGAAGUGUGAGUGUGAGAGAGAUGAAACAGACUGAUAAACAACAAUGAUCGCUUUAACAGCAACAUCAAGAAUUUUAAAUAUUUAAAAUAUAUAUAAAAUUGUAUUGUUAUACU